AUGAGCAAGAAGAAGGUGGUGCUGGAGGAAGAGCAGUACGUCGAGAAACUCGGCCAGAUCAUUGAGCGUGACUUCUUCCCGGAUCUUUCCGUCCUCAAGAGACGGACAGAGCUGUUCCAAAACGACGAGAAAAGUGUGGUACGCGUGGACACAAUACCACGUGGGACGAGACUUGGAGACCGCACGUCCGAGCGAAGUGACGCGAGUGGCGUGGGAUGGGAUCACGCGCCAGAGCCGUUAGUUGACCACGACUUGAAGCAGAAGGACGAGAUCGAUGCUGGAGACAGUACCACGGCGUCGAUGACGCUGGACCGCUUUGUGGCAACGUACACUUCAGAGGACAAUGAAUCGUUCAAUGAACUGCAAGAUAAGGCAUUGAGAGACCAUAAGCGACGGUAUCAUUGGGCAUACGAUGACGACGAGGAGAGAGGCGAUCCAAAGCUUCACCUGUUGACGGAUGGGACAUGGAUUACAAAGGAGAAGCGGCGGAUCGUCGACGAGUCGUGUGCUCCAAAAGGCCCGAAAGACACGAGACCUAGCGCACCCGAGACAUGGAAGUUUCGUGCAAGAAAUUUGCUGUUGUUUCCACCGGAUUCCCCAUCAUCGCGAGAUGUACGUAGGGUGCCAGCUGGCUCAGAAGACCGACAGUUGCUUAAUUAUGAUCCGAGGUCGCAUACGAGACAGCCACCAAAGGCGAGAAAGAAGACGGUGUAUGCGAACUCAAGGUUUCCUCGCGAAAAUGCACGAUGUGAUGCUGUUGAAAGUAGCGGGAUAUCAUCGUCACCUCGAAAGGAUUACUCGUUGAUUCCGAUGACGCCACUAAUUGCACCAGGUGUGCAUGGAAGUCCACUGAUGACCUGGGGAGAGAUUGAAGGCACGCCAGCAGAACUUGGAGCCGUGUCAGUCCGCAAUAUGCAUACACCAAGUUUCGAGCUCCAAGAGACGUCGCGACGGGAGAAACUUGCCAAUCGAUUGGAGUCAGAAGCUCGCCAUCGCAACCUCGAUUCACGAACGCUGGGGCUCAAGACUCCGUUGAGGAAGCGCCCGGAAGUCGAUCGAAGGUCAAUGUCACGCAGUGUUCGUGCCCGCAUUUCUAGUGUUCGAUCGACUCCACUAGGAUCCGAUGUGCAAUUGAGGGCAAGCUAUUCUACACCUUCACGACCCCCGCGUCAUUUUUCGAAGCCACGGAAAUGA
Molecule: messenger RNA, 1194 nt
Organism: Hyaloperonospora brassicae
Lineage: Eukaryota; Oomycota; Peronosporomycetes; Peronosporales; Peronosporaceae
Source: the annotation of a GenBank genome assembly